Messenger RNA from Colletotrichum truncatum, 1365 nucleotides. Lineage: Eukaryota; Fungi; Ascomycota; Sordariomycetes; Glomerellales; Glomerellaceae. The record is from RefSeq and is a predicted model, not a curated record.
AUGCUCUGCGGCCCAAAAUCGUCUGGAAAGUCCACAUUUGGUCGAAUUUUGGGUAACCGUCUUCUCACUGCCCCCGGUCCAGACCGCAAUACUACUCGGUCUGUAGUUAUAAUGGACCUUGACCCAGGGCAGCCGGAAUACACACCAGCUGGGACAGUAUCCUUAGUUCGGGUCAGAGAGCCAAAUCUGGGCCCUUCUUUCACUCAUGUAGCGACGUCCGAACCAGCUGUGACCAUUGUGCGAUGUCAUUCUAUCGCCUCAGUGUCUCCGGCUUCAGACCCUGAACUGUAUCUGGAAUGCGCGCUAGAUCUUUACCAUCACUAUCAAAAUACGUGCCGGGGCCUGCCCUUGAUCAUCAAUACCCCAGGCUGGGUUUUGGGCACUGGCUUGGAUCUAUUGACCGAGCUGACCACGAAAUUCAAGCCCACAGAAGUAAUCUAUAUGUCCGAAGACGGCCCUAAGGAGAGCGUCGAAGGUCUCCAGACGGCUUGCAAAGGAACAUUUACUAUGCUGCCCUCUCAGCAAUCGGAGUUCACAUCACGAACAGCGGCACACCUGAGGUCGAUGCAGGCGAUGGCUUACUUUCACAUGAGGCGGCUGACUUCGAACCAAUUCACAUGGGACCCAUUGCCACUGACAACGCAGCCACCCCUGUUGGUGAACUACAGCGGUAAAAGAAGAGGUAUUCUUGGAAUCGUCAGCUACGACUAUCAGCCGCCUGCCGAACUUCUUGCAGAAAACAUUAAUGGAUCAAUACUGUGUCUGGUCGAGACCGUUGAUAUCAAGGCGUUCAGUCGUCUAAGGGGGGAUAACACAGGAUCCGCUACGACUACCGACGAGAUGGAUGUGGAUGGGGGCGUCGAGUUCAAAGUGCUGAAUGACAUGAUCUCAAGAACACCGGAGGGUCUCCCAUAUAUCCCGAAUAGCGACGCACAGACUUUGGACCCUCAGUACUCACAAACCUUGGGCAUGGUUCUUCUGCGUGGUAUCGAUACCAAGGCCAGCGUCAUCCAAUUACUAACGCCGAUUGCUUUGGAGCGUAUUGAAGCAGCCAAGGAAGCAGGGCACUAUCUGGUCUUGGUCCAUGGCAAACUUGACUCUCCUGGAUGGGCUUACACGGAAGAUCUAUACUAUCAAUCCUUUGGUAGCAAUGGUGCAGACUCAGCGGACGAUGCUGUGGAGGUCAUGGAUGAGGACACGGAUAGCGACGACUCAGAUAAGGAGCCGGACAACCCUCAGCUGGCUGGCGAUGUUAGUGGAACUCCGUGGAUUGAGGUUCUUCAGGGCCAUGAGAAGCGGCCAGUAGGAUCAAGAGUAUGGAGAGUUCGGCGCGAUCUUGGGCGGGCCGGUCCGGGCGCUGAAUAG